AUGUCUACCAUCUCGAAGAAACGGAAGCUUGAGAAAGAUCCUCCGAAGUUCUACGGCGUGAGGGCGGGGAAGAACCCCGGUGUGUAUACGAAUUGGGGGGAUUGUCAGUUGAACACCACUGGGUUUAAGGGCGCAAGCUAUAAAUCCUUCACCUCAAAAAAAGACGCCGAGGACUUCGUGGCGGGGAGGGUUGUAGCGUCUACUACAAAACCUUCUGGAGAUAAAUUCUACGGCGUGGCUGUAGGUCAUGUACCAGGUGUUUACGAGGAUUGGAAUGAAGCGAAGGAACAAAUCAAAGAUGUAAAGGGACCGAAAUAUAGGAAGUUCACAACGAGAAAGGAAGCGGAGGAGUUUGUGAGGACCGGGGGCAAGAGCUCGAAAGUCUCGAAGGAUGAUAAGGAUGGCGAACCGAGUACGAAGAAGGCGAAGAUAAGUGUAGAUGGCAUGCUGCAGGUUUGGACGGAUGGGAGUUCGAGAGGGAAUGGGAAGAAGAGCGCUGAGGCUGGUGUUGGAGUUUAUUUUGGGGUUGAUGAUUCACGGAAUGUCUCUGAACGACUUGGAGGAAGCCCGCAAACCAACCAACGCGCAGAACUAACCGCUAUUCUCCGAGCUCUCGAAAUCGUCGACAGGGAUCGCACGUUAGAAAUCAUCACCGAUAGUAAUUACUCCAUCAAUUGCUCGACAGUGUGGUACAAGAACUGGGAAAAGCGCGAUUGGAAAACUUCUGAAGGCACGGAUGUCAUGAAUAAGGAUCUGGUGGUAGAGAUUAGGAAGAUCCUGGAUGAGAGGACGGAGAAAGGUGUCGAGACGAAGUUUACUUGGAUUAAGGGCCAUGAUAAUGAUCCUGGGAAUGUGGCGGCGGAUAUACUUGCUGUUGCUGGGUCGAGGCUUCCGAAGGUUGAAGAGGCUGAAGAUGUGUAG
Messenger RNA from Venustampulla echinocandica, 921 nucleotides. RefSeq names its product putative Ribonuclease H. The record is from RefSeq and is a predicted model, not a curated record. Bases 1 to 921 code for a protein of 306 amino acids. The transcript is spliced from 3 exons. Gene Ontology annotation, biological process: DNA replication, removal of RNA primer. Lineage: Eukaryota; Fungi; Ascomycota; Leotiomycetes; Helotiales; Pleuroascaceae. Gene Ontology annotation, molecular function: RNA-DNA hybrid ribonuclease activity; magnesium ion binding; nucleic acid binding.